AUGCAGAGUACGCAUUUGAGCGACACAGCUGGGUUCUUUGGGUAUCUGGUCAUUCCAGUUUUGCCCACUAAGCUGGCGUAUUUGGAUUCCAAUACAAAUCUCUUCCGGAUUGCCCUCAUUGCCGGUAUCACAUCACAUAUUGGGUAUUUCCUUCAUGGGGAGCAUCACAGAGGCUCCUAUCAAAUUGUCAAGACAUACAUUGCUCUUGAAGUCAUCAUCGCCGGGCUUCUUAUCCGGAAUAAUGAUCAUGAUCUCAAAAUGUCCGCCCUCCAGGCCGCUAUUGUGACCACCGCAUACUUGCUAGGCCUUUUUGGUUCUAUGGGUCUCUAUCGAGGAUUCUUCCAUCCCCUUCGUCGGAUUCCAGGGGCUUUUUUGGCUCGAUUUUCCAAUUUGUAUCACUCCUCUUUGCUAGGGAACUCGGAUAACUAUCGCGUUCUCUACAAUCUGCACAAAGAACAUGGUCCGAUUGUACGAACUGGUCCUUCCAAUUUGAGCCUGAACUCCCCAGAGGCAGUCCAGUUACUAUACGGACCAGACUCGCAGUGCGGCAAGACUGCAUGGUAUGAAGUUUCACGACCAUUACAGAACCUGCACACUGUCCGUGACAAAAAGGUGCACGAGACCCGUCGGAAGGUCUGGGCUCGUGCAUUCUCACCCAAGUCAUUGACCGAAUAUGACGGACGCAUCGCCGAGUACUCGGAUUUACUAUGUCGCCAAGUUGCGAAGCUAAAUGGGAAACCGUUCGACGCAACGCGCUGGUUCAAGUAUUAUGCCUGGGAUGUGAUGGGCGAGCUCGGCUUUGGCAAGGGAUUCGAGAUGCUGGAAAACGAAAAGAACCGCCACGUACCAGAGCUACUCGAGGAGGGGAUGGCCCACAUCGCACAGCUACAGGUCGUUCCCUGGCUAAUUAUUUUACUGCACAAACUCCCAUUUGCCGCUAAAGGUCCUAAACAAUUUGCAACCUUCUUCACAGAGCAGGCUAUGCGUCGUGUCAAGGAGCCUCCUACUAAGCCCGAUGUGCUCAGAUACCUGGUUGACCACUAUAACAACAGCCCGAAGGCGGAUUCUGACUUCCAGUGGCUCCGCGGUGAUACCAGACUAUUUGUCGUGGGCGGGAGUGACACCACUGCAUCAACCUUGACGCACAUCAUGUACUACCUUGCUAGCCAUCCGGAGCAACUCGCAAAACUCCGCGCCGAGGUCGAGCCACUCCUCGUAGGCCGAACUACUCUGGAUCCAAAGGACGUCGGCGAGGCCAAGCAUCUGAAUGGUAUCAUUCACGAAGUCCUUCGGUUGCACCCUCCCAUCCCGUCUGGCUUCCCGCGACUCACGCCGAAGGAGGGUAUCGUGGUUGAUGGGACCUAUAUCCCCGGAGGAACGACUGUGACGGUACCCCUUUGGGUGAUGGGACGUUCUGAGGAAGUCUACGAGUCCCCGCUCGAGUUUAUCCCCGAACGCUGGUAUUCUCGGCCAGAAAUGAUUAAACAUAAGAAUACGUUUGCUGCCUUUGGUCUCGGUCCUUACGGAUGCAUUGGUCGAGCAUUGGCGCUUAUGGAAAUGCGGAACGUAAUUUGCCAUAUUCUUUCUCGUUUCGAGAGUAUCGAAAUGGCUCCGGGUGAGGAUGGUUCCUCACUGAUGAACAUGACCAAGGAUCACUUCACGUCGGGUAUUCAAGAAUUCCAAAUGGUUUUCAAGGCCAAAUAG
Messenger RNA from Penicillium concentricum, 1704 nucleotides. Its product is annotated as cytochrome P450. NCBI's taxonomy places the organism in Eukaryota, Fungi, Ascomycota, Eurotiomycetes, Eurotiales, Aspergillaceae. The transcript is spliced from 4 exons. Gene Ontology annotation, molecular function: iron ion binding; monooxygenase activity; heme binding. The coding region runs from base 1 to 1704 and encodes 567 amino acids. The record is from RefSeq and is a predicted model, not a curated record.